UUUUUAUGAUCUUAUUUUCUACAAGUUAAAUCGAUUAAAAAAUAAAAUGUCCAUAUACCAAGAUGAGCAUUAUGUUGAAAAUGAACAAAAAAAACAAAUUAAUCUUUCAGAAUUUAUAAAACACAAAAAAAAUAUAACUUCUUUUUUGCAAGAAACAACACAACAAAGAAGAGACACAUCUUUUUCAGAAAUAAACAAUAUUUUUCAAAGUUAUUCAAAUGCAUCAUCAUCGUCAUCAGCAUUAGACUUAUUAAUGUUUCAAUCUAUAAAUGAUUUAAAAAAUACAGAAAGUGGUCUUCCAGAUAACUUUAUGGAUACAUUAGAUCGUGUCCCAAAAAAAGCACUUAAGCAGGAUGAUAUGUGUUCAAUUUGCAAAACCGGUUUUCUUGAAGAUGAAUAUCCACUUGUUGUUAAACUACCUUGUGGUCAUAAAUUUGAUGAAUGUAUUGGCUUUUGGUUAAAAAUAAAUACAACAUGUCCAGUUUGUAGAAAAUCAGUAAUAAAGGAAAGACCUAUAAUACUUGAAGAUGAAUAUGAUGAUAUUUAUUCUUAAAAACAUACUUCAAAAAUAUUUUUCUAUGAUUAUAGAGCUAAAAA
Molecule: messenger RNA, 597 nt
Organism: Pneumocystis carinii B80
Lineage: Eukaryota; Fungi; Ascomycota; Pneumocystomycetes; Pneumocystales; Pneumocystaceae
Exons: 3
Coding region: 47-553 (168 amino acids)
Biological process (GO): ubiquitin-dependent protein catabolic process
Cellular component (GO): cytoplasm
Molecular function (GO): ubiquitin protein ligase activity
Source: RefSeq, a predicted model, not a curated record